GAAAGAUGAAAGGGGCGGGGCUUCUGAUGUGUCCUCUGGAGAAUAGAACACCGAAGACAGAAUUGCAGGAACCCCCGGCGUGGCCGCCAUGCAGUUCUACGUGUCUCGUCUCCUGCUAAUGGUGACCAGGGCCGCCCUGCGGGUGUCCGGGGUCAUGUUCUGGAUCCUGGUGUACACGGCCGCCCUGCUCUCCGCGGCUUCCUACCUCCCCGAUGCUUUGAGGCUGGUGAUCAGAAGACCCUUGGGAGCGUUUCACUGGGGGCCCCGUAAGACGGCACCGCACUGCUUAAUGAGCAGCGCCCACGGGCAGCACGGAAACCUCAGGAUCAAGAAUUCCGGGAUCCGGUUCCAUUAUGUGGCUUCGGGAGACAAAGGGAGUCCGUUAAUGUUACUGCUGCAUGGGUUUCCAGAGAACUGGUACUCGUGGAGGUACCAGCUUGAUGAGUUCUCGCGCGGCUACCGGACAGUAGCUGUUGAUUUAAGAGGUUUUGGCAGCACGGACGCCCCGUCUAACCUGCAGGAUUACAAAAUAGAGACCCUGCUGCAGGACGUGCGAGAUCUCAUUUGGGGUCUGGGUUACUCCAGCUGUGUUCUGGUCGGCCACGAUUGGGGAGGUACUCUGGCGUGGACGUUUGCUGUUCGCCACCGUAAUAUGGUUACCCAUCUUAUCGUCAUGAAUGCGCCUCACCCCUCGGCCUUCCAUGAUUAUGUGCUGCUGCAUCCAUCACAGCUCUUCUCGUCCCGGUAUGUCUUCCUCUUCCAGUUGCCGUUCUUGCCCGAAAUCCUGCUGUCCAUGGGUGACUUUGAGUACAUCAGAAAGCCGAUGACAGAUUCCAUUCUGGGGAUACAGAGCAGGGAGCGGAGGCUGAGCAAAGACGAGACAGAGGCAUUUAUAUAUUACAUCUCCCAAAAGGGCGCUCUGACACCCCCACUCAACUACUACAGAAACCUGUUUGGGUUCUUUCCGGUGAAGGCUCAGGACGUGCUGGUGCCCACGCUUCUCCUCUGGGGGGAGAAUGACGCCUUCUUGGAGGCUGACAUGGUCCCAGAGAUGAAGCAGUAUGUCCACGGGCCCUUCCGGACGGAGAUCAUAGCCAACGCCAGCCACUGGCUUCAGCAGGACCAACCCCAGGAGGUCAACAGAAUCAUGAGGGACUUUCUGAGAGAUGAUGAUGUAGAUGGAAUACAGCAGGCCGCCUAACGGAACGUUGCGUAUAACUUUCGGGCUCGCCGUAGACACGCUCGUCGUAUCAGACGAGGUGUGAAACAAUAUGAUAGUGAAUGGCUUUAAGAGCAGUUAUGAAGACAUAAUGAAAGAAGCCCCAUUUUAGGGUAUAUUUUAAACGCUUUAUUUUAA
Spea bombifrons (plains spadefoot toad) is the source of this 1357-nucleotide messenger RNA. RefSeq names its product epoxide hydrolase 3-like. Bases 89 to 1201 code for a protein of 370 amino acids. Lineage: Eukaryota; Metazoa; Chordata; Amphibia; Anura; Pelobatidae. The record is from RefSeq and is a predicted model, not a curated record. Gene Ontology annotation, molecular function: hydrolase activity. The transcript is spliced from 8 exons.